This is a messenger RNA of Phyllopteryx taeniolatus (common seadragon), 3603 nucleotides long. It is a transcript of the gene gmip, whose product is annotated as GEM interacting protein. Gene Ontology annotation, molecular function: GTPase activator activity. The coding region runs from base 152 to 3193 and encodes 1013 amino acids. Gene Ontology annotation, biological process: signal transduction; negative regulation of GTPase activity; activation of GTPase activity. NCBI's taxonomy places the organism in Eukaryota, Metazoa, Chordata, Actinopteri, Syngnathiformes, Syngnathidae. Gene Ontology annotation, cellular component: plasma membrane. The transcript has 20 exons. The record is from RefSeq and is a predicted model, not a curated record.
GAUGCAGUCAGCCGCCGCGUCGAACCGGCGUGCCAGCAAUUUUUUUUUCUUUGUAAACGCUUUCCGCCUGUGUGGUGUGACUACGACGGUCAUGUGACGUGUGUGUGCGUGCCGUCGAGCAUUGAGGUCAACCCGCUGCAGGCUGGAGAAGAUGGAAGAAGAUCAGGAGCCGUGUCAGGAGUCGUCUGAGGCCGCAGACGUCCUCAAAGAACCUCAGAAAUGUCAAAUCAAGCGCUACAGCGAGAUCUUCAGAGACUUUGACAACCUAGAGUUGUCUUUUAUCCCCGACGACAAGGACGAGCCGCUGUCCGACACUUCGGAGUUCAGCUCGGAGUGCAACACUGGGGAGAGCACGGAACUCGCAGAGCAACAUCAACCGUCUGAAAGCUGUGUAACCGUUGAAGGUGAUGGAAGCUCAUCGGCUCACGAGGCCGACCUGGCGCUGUGCCGCUGCGAGGACGGCGUGGAGACGGCCCUGCAGUACACCAAGAUGUGGUGCCGCUACGCCAAAGACCUCCUGGCCUGGGUGGAGAAGAAGCUCAGCUUGGAACAAGAAUUUGCCAAAAAUGUCAUAAAGACAUCUGAAGCAGCAAAAGCCAGUUUGGCAGCACAGGAAACGAUGCCGCUGCAGUAUAUCUACACCAUGGCUCUCGAACAAGACCUGAAGAACAGUUCGAGUUCCAAAAAGACUUUGGACCUGGUGCAAAAGCGCUGUUACCAAGCCUUGGCUGCCAAGAGGAAUGAGAUUGAUAAGUGGCGGCGGGAAUUCAAAGAGCAGUGGGUGAAGGUGCAGAGGAAGAUGAACGAAGUGGUGACGGCGCUGAAAAAGUCUCGUCAGCAAUACUUCCAGCGCUGCGACGAGCUGGAGAAGGCCAAAGCGGUCACAGCUAAAACCGUGGACGACACGGGUGGCAACAAAACUCUGGACAAAAGGAGGAAGUCCAAGGAUGAAGCCCAAACAAAGGUGAUGGAGUCCGAGCUCUUGUACAAGCAAUGCGUGCACGAUGCCAAGAUCCACCAAGAUGAGCUAGUAAAGGUCAAAGAGAGAAUUAUCUCUCACACCCGCAAGCUCAUCUGUCAGGGAGACACGGUGCUCAAGCAGGUCACGGUCAACAUGUUCUACUACCAGCGGCAGCAGACCGAGCCGGUCCCUCUGGGGUAUCACAACCUGGAGCUAACGUGCCGCUCCUUGGAGCCCGGCGAGCCCUACCUGAUGUACGUCCGCGGCAGGCCCUGCCGGGAAACGCCGCUGCAGAUCUUCUCCUUCCAGGAGUACGUGCCUCAGGGAAAAAGGACCAAGCGGAAAACCAGCAACCCCCUCAGCGCCCUGCAGGACUCCUCUCCUCACACAGACGACAGUUCUUACAGACAACCCAGUGACUGCAGGAGAUUUAUCUUCAGUGACAGUGAAAGUGUCGGCGGCAGUUUCGAAUCUCUGUCCAGCCCUGCUCACUGUCCCAGGAGGCGUCACAGAACAACAUACAACUUGCUCGCAGACGACUUGGAUGACCGCGAUGUGGCGUCUGAAUCUGAGUGCCUCGACGGGCAGCAGGUCAAAGUUCGCACCCCAUCCCGGGCAGCGCUAACUCAUCGACUCAGGAAGCUGAAGAGCAAGAUGGUGAAAUGCAAGCAGUGCGACAACUACAUUUACGUCAACGGCGUGGAAUGUGAGGAGGUGCGUGCGCCUUCAGCAAGUCCGGAGGAAUCCAAAAUAGGCUGGUGGUGGUUUUUUAUUCCUUUGUGCCUCCCUCAGUGCGGGCUGGGUUUGCACAGGAAGUGUAUGGAGGUGUGUCAGAUGGAGUGCGACAACAACAAGGGGGCGGUGUUUGGCGUCCCCCUGUCCUUGUUGCUGCGGGACACGCCGGACGACGUCCCCUUUGUGGUGCGACGCUGCACCGCCGAGAUUGAGAGUCGUGCGCUCUCUUUGCAGGGGGUGUAUCGGGUGAGCGGCUCCAAGCCUCGCGUCCAGAAGCUGUGCCAGGCCCUGGAAGAGCUCAAAGAGCACGUGGACCUCUCGGAGGUGUCGCCGCACGACAUCACUUCUAUCCUGAAGCACUUCUUCAAAGAGCUUCCGGAGCCCCUGCUGACGUUCGAGCUGUACUACGAGUUCAUCGCGGCGGGGAGGAGCAUCCAGCACGUGGGCGAGUGGGAAUCGUCGCAGGAGACUAACGAGUUCAUGGACGUUGUUCGGAACCUGCAGCGGCUACUGCAGAAACUCCGUCCCUGUAAUUACAGCACUUUACGGCACCUCGUAGUCCAUCUGCAUAAGGUUUCUCGAAACAACGAGAACAAGAUGUCCGCCAGCAAUUUGGGCAUUGUCUUCGGUCCGACUCUCCUACGCCCCCUGGUGUGCACGGAGCAACCCACAGUGGCCCUGCAGGAAAACACCUACCAGGCGUUUCUGGUCGACUUCCUCAUCUCACACAACGACAAGAUCUUCGUCCUCCGGCAGAGAGCCGGGACGCCCAAGCCACCUCCGCCCCCCACAUGCCCGCUUCCAGACACCCCACCCAGACGCGCCUGUACCCUGGAUGGGGACUUUGACGCCAGACCUGAGCAAGGAACCUCCUCCAGGGAGCGCCCUUACUCGCUAGAAAGCGAAAGAAUGAAGAGAGAGUCGAGCGAGGGUUAUAUAUCGGACAAGUCUUCGUCCAAUGAAGCGGUGGACCAGCUCGGCCCCGAAGCCAAUGACAGAGCAGUCCUGGCUAUGAGCGGACCGCUGUCUCAUCACGACCCAAAGCGGGACUUUGCCUCGGACAAGCCGCACUACCGCUUCACCAGGCAGCCUGUCAAGUACCAGCGCCAUCACAACCCGAGAGGCCGAGCUUCCGGCCGGAGCUGCGACGCCAGACGGCCCGCGGCGCCUGGCGGGGAGCCUCCGGGAAGCGCCGACAGCAGUCGCAGCUCCUCCCCGGAGCGAGCCGCGCGCGGCCCGCCCCGGAGCCCCGAGGACGUUCCGCCUCUGAGCCCGCGGGACGUCGUGCAGUACAUGCUGGGACUGGAGCCGGUGGCCUCCGCCGCGGCUGAGCUCAAGGUGGACGGUUACGGUACCGGCGCGCAGAGUACGGCCUCGUACCGCUCUCCGAAGCCUCUUCCUGCAGAGCACCACUUCGCCUCGCCCGCGCAGAAGAUCCUCUCGGGUCUGAAGCUGAGACGCAGCCAAUCGGGCAAGGAGGAACAACUUUUUGUCUGAAUAACAAUGGCAGCGCAAGCACGUAAUAUGGAUUUAGUUACCAAUAUUGGCUCGCAUGUUAUUACAAACGCAUCAGAGUACUUUUUAUGUCAAUGUCUUGUCACUGGGGUGGUACUGCUUUUGUAGCCUUCACACUUCAGGAAACCAAACUUUUUAUUCACUUUUGCACCUGAAAAAGGAACAAGCACUCACUAUAAUGAGCCUUCUGUGGUAUAGUAGUCUAGUUUGUACCUAGGUACACACAUAACGAUAAUUUGAAUUAUUAUGCCUUAUGUAAACGUUAUGUAGCCUAGCAUGCUAGUGCUAGCACUGACGGUUGUACGUAAACAUCCCGCCGUUCUGUCGAAUCGUGUUCUAAAGUUUCGGUGUGGGUGAAGUCAUUUAAUUAAAAAUAAAGUAAUUGAAUUACA